GCACAACAACAGACAGAUACUAAAUCAGGCCAGUGGACAACGUAUUUGCAACUUCCAGAUUGGGCAGAGUGUUCACAACGCGGGUUCUGACCUCAUCUUUGGGCCGCGAAAAUUGGCAUGCUGUUAUGAGAUAUUUCACGCAUGAGCAUGAUAAGCAUUCUCGUGGACUCGAGUGCACGCGCUUCGUGCAUAUACCUGUCCGAUUGACGUCUGGGGGAUGGUAUCUCCACCCAGGGAUGACCAACAGUCUGUCACCAUGUUCGCGAGGCGGUACGCAGUCCAGUUUUUGGAUCGUGAAACCUAGCCCAUCAGCCAUGAAGUUUCCACGAAGGAGCAUGCCGCUUAGGACUCUACGCGUGAAGCGAGCUCUCGGACUAGACUACGAAUUGCGGAUGAUUUUGUCUUUCAUGCGCAAUUGGUCCACUCGCUUCGUACAUGGGAUGUUGCGAACAUUGGCCCAAAAACAGUUGCAAUAACACGUCCGAGUCUAUUCCAGGGCUGAGAUCUCAUGCGAAUAGCAAGGAUGGUGACUACACCUGCAGAUUCCGGGGACGAACUGCGGGCUGGUACCUAAACUCUAGACUUUAGUGGAACUACCCCGGCUUCGUGAACAAAUUCGAUAUUUUCGGUGGCAACUUCACCUCCCAAACAUUGCGGCACAGGAAUGAACGUAUCGAAACUCGACUGUAGAGUUUACUCACCUGUCUCAUUAUCUCUGGUACGAAGAUUAUGAACAAUUGAGAAUUCAUAUUCGUGAUCGCAGGUGGCAAUUGACUUGCUAUUUUCACGAUCGACAUACUCCACGCUGUCAAGGGACACAAUUGAAUGGAAUCAAAUACAUCCCGCAGUUCUCAUCGACCUCCCUGUGUUCCACCAAAGUCUAUCAUGAGUGCAAGCAGGAACAUCGACGUGUCGAGAAAGCAGCUCACAGCUCGCCUUCCUGUGGGAGGGCACGGGCCCAGGCCGAGAAAUAUAUGAUUGCGGUCCCGCAUGACACUGAAUGAUCCCUCAGGUUGCUCAUAACUCUUACGCCUUUCACUGCUCACAUUAGUCUUGCCUUCGAUUCCUCCCACGGCCACCAUCUCAUCAUCCAUACCUUGGGACCAGGACCAGCUUCUUUCCACCAUGACGUGCACACAAAUGAGCAAGCCCUACGCUCGACCUGAUGCGCAAAGUGACUCUGACGACAUGGACCUUGGAAUUUCCAGCAAAGAAGAGCCUCGAAACAAGGCAGCCCUCGUCGUGAUGUGCGACGAGGAAAACGAUCUGCCUCCAGUCGCAAUAGUAGACCCGAACCGUCCACAUAGCUGUCGCAUAUGCGCCAAGACCUUCAAAUCGAAACAUUACAUGAAGCGACAUGAAGCAAAUCACUCAGGAAAGAAGCCAUGGAGAUGUUCGGAGUGCAACAAGCGCUUCACAGAGAAAAGCAACGCGAUCAAACAUCAGCUUCUGCAUUCGGACAAUCCCAAGCCGUGGUUAUGUCCCGUUUGUAAGAAGACUUUCACGCAGAAGGGUAAUGCACAGGUGCAUGUCAAGAGGGUGCAUGGCUUUGAUCUUCUCGAUAUCCCGAAGAAGGAGAAACAGACGAUGGCUGUGAUCAGCAAUGAAGGAGACCUCGGUGAUACCUUUGCGGUGCCUCGAAGCGCGAUGGAUGCCGUCAGGAAGCCUUCCAGGCCAGACAAGGAAGGCUAUGCACCACCCGUUGGUGAUUUGACCCUGACGCCAAGUCCUGAUCGAAAGCGCAAGCUUGCGCAAGACUGGGAUGUCGACUCGGUGCUUGACUACUCGAAGCUCGCGAGCAUUUCCCCUCCCAACAAGCGAGCCAAGCGGGACGCGAAGUGCAAAGGCAAAGAGAAGGAGCGAAAGCCAUCGGUGUCCUCCUCCGACCAUGACUCGGGGUUUGACGAGGAAUAUCAGUCUUCGCCGACGGAGUCUCCGCAAUCCAAUGGCAGCAGCCUCCCACGCGCUGACGACAGCGAUGAAGAUCAUCGGAAUUUCAAAUUCAAGUUCGACUACUCGCGCAAGCCUGUCGCAGAGAUGGAAUGA
This is a messenger RNA of Sphaerulina musiva SO2202, 2046 nucleotides long. RefSeq lists its product as uncharacterized. The record is from RefSeq and is a predicted model, not a curated record. Gene Ontology annotation, cellular component: nucleus. The coding region runs from base 1126 to 2046 and encodes 306 amino acids. NCBI's taxonomy places the organism in Eukaryota, Fungi, Ascomycota, Dothideomycetes, Mycosphaerellales, Mycosphaerellaceae. The transcript has a single exon.